Symbiodinium sp. CCMP2592 is the source of this 3165-nucleotide messenger RNA. Lineage: Eukaryota; Dinophyceae; Suessiales; Symbiodiniaceae. The record is from the annotation of a GenBank genome assembly.
AUGCUGCUCCUCUGUCUGCUCGCCUCUCUCCCGAUUUGUAUUGUUGCCCAUGAAGAGGAGUGCUCGGCGGCCCUGCAAGUUCCGAGGGCUUCCACCACCACGACGACCACGGAAAAGCAACAACAUGCCUUUCAGAUAGCUACAGCCAGCGAGAAGAUCGGCGAGCCAUUCACAGCAAAGGAUGUGGCUGAAGCCUUAGCGACGGCAACGCAACAUCUGCAAAGGCAACAUGUCUUGAAGUUGAACGACACGUGUGGAGAGUGCCCGGUGCCUGACACGCGCACGGAGUGCUGUGUCGUGUGGAUCCAAGAUGGAGUAGAAAAGAAGCCGGAAAGACUUGAGCUGGUGGGCGAGAUGAAGAAAGUAAUUGAGCUCAGAGUUACGUUGCAUCAUGAGGAGGGCUUUGACGCGGACCUGCUGCGCUGGGUACGCACACUACAUUUUGAUAGUGCCGACGAUCGCUACCAGUUCUUGAACAAGCUCAGAAGGGAUGGGAUCUUCGAACAGAGCCAGCUCAUGUCAUUGAAUCCUUUUCUGAUGCCGACAGCAAAAGACGUGCAGCUGACCUCUCGCUUGCAGCAGAAGGCAUGGAUUGAGCAAGGGAAGAAGCAAUCCAGCAAGGAAGGCGAGAAAGCGAGGAAGGAGGAACUCAGCAAGAAGCUGCAGGAACUCGAGUCGAAGAACAAGGACACCAGGGAGCAGAUGAAGGCCUUCUACGAAGCAGCACGCUCCGAAGCUAAGGCAAGCCGAGCAGGACUAGAAGAAGAGGCAAAGAAGAUGCAGCAAGAGAUGGCCCAGAGGCUCGAGAAGCUGCAGCUGGAUGCAUCCGACACAAGCAUGGAAGACAUCCGGAAACAGAUGUCCCAACUCACGGAGACUUCUGGCUACUUGGGUGGAAUGAGCUUGCCGAUGGUGGGACUGUUGCAUCACAUGGGUGUCUUUCGAGGAGUUGACCUCCUUGCGGACGAAAUGGCGUUAGGCCAGCACUCCCAGGUGGUGUCCCUGUCUCCUGAGCUGGCUAGCAUGGAUGAUGAGCAGCUGCAACGAGCACUGCAGGUCGCACCGGACAUUGCCAUGGAGUUCACAGUUGAAACGGAGUUCGCCUCCGACAUGCAAAAAGUUUCCACGAGGCUGGAAGCUUUUGGUACAAGCUCCUUUACCUCGAAGAGCUGGCAGCAUUCGAUCUCAGCAGGUGGUGGGAUGCCUCUGAUCUUUUCGGUCAAUACCAAUGGCCAUUGGUCGGGUACAGAGUCGAAGGGCGAUGCUACAGAAAACAAAAGCGAGCAUGGGCAUCAGGAGCGGGACAAGGUGAAAUCGCGUCAGAAAAUGAAGUGCUACGAAGAGCCCAAAGCUCGAAUUAAUCUUGAUCACUUCAUGCUGGUGCCUUCCAGGAGCUUCAGCACGGCUGUUGCUGCCAUCAGUCAGGAGUUGUGCCGGUCUGAAAGCACAAACUGUUCCAACUUCGAUAGGAUACAGGAGCUCCUCUGGACUUAUGGCUCGCAUGUCUGCCCUCAAGUGGUCCUGGGUGGGCGCUGGACGAUCACGGCCGUCUAUACGAGCAGAGAGGCAACAGACAAGGAUGAUGUCUCAGAAAUGCUGAGCACGGCCAUUGAUAAGGUUUCGGCACAUUCUCGUGGCGGUGGUGUCGGUGCAUCUGCGAUUUUCGAGGCUUUCCAGCUGGGUGGAGGCUAUUCAGGCGAGCAUCAGGAUGGGAACUCCUCGCACAAUCACAGUUCAAGUGGCUCGCGGAAGCUCGAGCAGGAGGCAGCCAGCCAGUCGCACAUCAGAGUGGAGCAGGUGUGGACUGGCGGUUCUUCGGGCUUGGGUCCCGACGGCUGGCGCCAGAGCUUGGACUCGGUGAAGAACUCAAACUGGAAGGUGAUUGACCGAACCCUGGCGCGCUGCUUCGGAAUUUGGACCUGGGUGGACGACAUACCGACGAGCGAGGCCAUCUGCCAACAAUGGGUGGCCCAGCUCGGGCAGAUGUACAGCUCGGACGUGAAAGGGGCCAUUGAGACGGCUGCCCUUUCCAUGCCCGACUUUCCCGCCAAGGAGGUGUGUCAGCACACGCAGAAGAUGAGAGACUUCACAGAUAAGGAGCUUCUACGCUCUUGGCUUUCUGGAGUGCAAGCAAGCCGCAUGGGCCUGGAGUCGGCAGUAUCCUCGACGCAUCCGAAAUGGCUCGCACCCAUUCGGGUGCAGUGUGAGGACAACUGGAAAGACGUGCGUCUCGCUUCCGACAAGAAGUGGUGCAUCGAUCUACACAACGGCGCAAACAUGGUGCGGCCAAGUGAUAGAUUCGAGGCCUUUCUCCUGUCCAUGCACCCAUGGAGGCGGGGUCCAGGAGAUGCGCUGCAAGCGGUGGCGGAAACGCUGAAGCUCCCGUCCGCACAGGUUAGCAAAGUGCAGCCAAAGGAGGGCCUCUGGAAGGAGGUGGAUGCCAAGCUGGCGAACGAGGCUUCCGAUGAGGCAUACGACGUGGCGACAGCUGCCCUGGCAAAGGCUCAGCAGAGUCCUCACUUGUCUUCACUCACAGCCGCAACUGGAUCCCAACAGCCUCACACAACCAUGCCGCGUUUCUCCACUGCGGCAAUGGGGCCUGCGCGACAACGAAGUCCUCGUCCCCUACGACUGGUUGCAGCAGUGGCCGGCACUCUCCUGGCUCUUUACCUUGGGCUUCCAGGUUCCAAGCAUUUGAAGGCAGCCUUCCUCGGCUCACCGGGGGACUCGGCGAUGGUGCGCACCAAAGAGGGCGUUCUUGCUCCGGGGCCGAGUCGAAGAGAGGGCCUUGCUGGCCUCGCCACCUCCCUGGCACUCCCUUUGGCCGGGGUGCCCGAACCCGUCCGUGCGGAGGAGGCGCCUCCUCCCCGCGUUUGGCAGAUGAAGUUGCCAGAAGGCUGGCAAGUCUUCCAAAAGUUCUCGGUGCCACCAGUCACAGAGACGAGGACGAAGGAGCUGUUGCUGGCGGGAGACCCGGCCGUGGGGGCGGAAGUGAAGGUCUUGCACAUCCCGCUGAUGACCACCCCGCAAGAUCCGCAGGGCACUGGAGCCCUGACGCUUAUCGAGUAUUUCCAGAUCCCCUUUCCCAGGGUGGGCCGAAAAUCGGUGAUAAACGUCACUGCCUGGGCUCGGGGGGAUUUCUCGAAGCGUUGGGACAGGACUUGA